Ictalurus furcatus (blue catfish) is the source of this 980-nucleotide messenger RNA. It is a transcript of the gene cutc, whose product is annotated as cutC copper transporter homolog (E. coli). Gene Ontology annotation, molecular function: copper ion binding. The coding region runs from base 87 to 842 and encodes 251 amino acids. The record is from RefSeq and is a predicted model, not a curated record. Lineage: Eukaryota; Metazoa; Chordata; Actinopteri; Siluriformes; Ictaluridae. The transcript has 9 exons.
CAAUUUGGGAUUUAACCAAGCCGUCGUGUCUUGGGUCGUAUAUUAAAACACUUGGACGCUGAUGUGAAGUCAAAACAGUAACAAGGAUGUCAGAAGGCUUCCUGAUGGAGGUAUGUGUGGAUUCAGUUGAGUCCGCAAUAAACGCAGAAAGGGGAGGUGCUGGCCGUCUUGAGCUGUGCUCCAGUCUUAUUGAAGGUGGCAUCACACCCAGUGUUGGUCUGCUGCAGGUGGUCAAGGAGAACGUGCAGAUCCCUGUGUACGUGAUGAUCCGACCUCGAGGAGGUGACUUCCUCUACUCUGAGCGGGAAGUGGAGGUGUUGAGGAGAGACAUAGAGCUGCUGAAGAGACACGGGGCUGAUGGUUUUGUGCUGGGGGCACUGACCGAGGACGGACGAGUCGACGCUGAGCUCUGCAUGGAGCUCCUGGCUACUUGUAGGCCUCUGCCAGUUACAUUUCAUAGAGCAUUCGAUAUGGUCCAUGAUCCAUCCGUUGCCGUAGAAACCCUGGUUUCCCUUGGCUUCGAGAGGAUUUUGACAAGCGGCUGUGACAGCUCGGCUUUGGAGGGUUUACCCGUCAUCAAACGCCUCGUGGAACAGGCAAAAGACAGAAUAAUUAUAAUGCCAGGUGGAGGCAUCACUGAGCGUAACCUGCAGAGGAUACUCGAAGGCUCUGGUGCCCAGGAGUUCCACUGCUCGGCACGUUCCACUAAAGACUCGGCCAUGAAAUUCAGGAACUCCAGUGUGAGUAUGGGAGCCUCACUCACAGCACCCGAGUAUUCGCUCAAGGUGGCCGAUGUGGGCAAAGUGCGCACUCUCAAUGCCAUUGCCAAGAACACUCUCUAGGGGCACUCAAAAGGGGCUGUGCUCUGUUUAGGAAGCAGGUCCUCCUUGAAGUGGGGCGAGUCCCCAUGUCUAUUGUACUAUUUGGAUUUCCUUAAAAAAAUAAAAUAAUAAAAGCUCUUUUUUUCAGUAAGUCAUCAA